This is a messenger RNA of Fomitopsis serialis, 1437 nucleotides long. RefSeq lists its product as uncharacterized. Lineage: Eukaryota; Fungi; Basidiomycota; Agaricomycetes; Polyporales; Fomitopsidaceae. Gene Ontology annotation, molecular function: protein binding. The record is from RefSeq and is a predicted model, not a curated record. The coding region runs from base 201 to 1178 and encodes 325 amino acids. The transcript is spliced from 4 exons.
UCUCAAGCUCAAGCCUCGGCAGCAAGCUCACAGCGAGCUCACCGUAAACCCAUAGCAAUCAGUAGCUAACAUUGUAGAACGCCACCCGGGUGCGCAUAGUACUAGUAGUCAUCCUCAUUGCGGCAUCACCGUUGCGACAUACUCCACUGGCAGACAUACUCGGCCUUCGCCCAUUCUCUUGGCCAGUACCGUCGUGCGCUAUGAAGUCCGCCCCUGCGCAGGCACGGAACCGUGCUGCUCUUGUUCGCGACGAAGAGUUAUGGUUUUCUGACGGCAAUUUGAUGCUCGAAGCAAAUGGUCACGUCUUCAGGAUAUACCAAGGCCUACUUGCUCAAAACUCCGAGGUGUUUCGUGACCUGUUCACCACCCCUCGAUCAACAUAUGUGGAGACUUUUGAAGGAUGUCGUGUUUUCCACCUGACGGACCGGCCGGAGGAUCUUCGCCACCUUCUACGAGUCGUAUAUCACGGCAACAGGUACUAUCGCCCCGACGAACAACUUGACUUCGCGACUGUUGCCGCGCUCGUCCGAUUGUCACACAAGUACCAAAUCGAUCACAUUCGCGACACCUAUCUCUCGCGGAUGAAAUCCUGCUUCUGUACCGAAUUCGAGACCUGGGUCACUGUCAGCCGCGAUGGUGGUAGCCCUGUCAUGAAGUUCGGCACCGCAGACGCUAUCUCUGCCGUGGACAUAGCGCAUCUCACUGGGGCGGAGUCUAUGCUUCCCACCGCACUGUAUUCUUGUUGCCAGCUCAAGGCGGAGCACCUCAUUAGUGGUUGUCCUCGCCCUGAUGGUACUGUUGAGUACCUCAGCCCAGUGGACACCAUGAAAUGCGUCGAUGCUCGCCAAACGCUAUAUCAGAAGGCCAUCACUACUGGCCUCGAGAUAUUCUCUCCUCUGGCACCAUCGCCACUGUGUUUGGACCGCGUGCAAUGCGGCCGAGCAAUCCAAGCCCUUCGUGGCAGGCAUUUGCGCUUCCCUCCGGCAGAUGUGAUCGCCACGACUCUCUCACCCAAGCAUCUUAUGUUCUCCUCUCUCCCAACCGAGGAACGUCUGUAUGUGUGUCCAGAGUGCGCGGAUUUGAUUCGCGAAGCAGAAGAGCCGACGUACAGAAAGAUCUGGGCCGAACUUCCUCGGCUCCUGGGUAUUGAAACACCGUCAGACUGGCCUACGGCAUAGCUUAUGCACGUCCCCGCUGCGUGGGACUUCAUAUAUAUAUGGUGGUGUCACGAUAUAUGUGUUCAUUUUUUGGAUCACGGGCUUGAGAGUGUGGUUAGCUAUUUGAACUCGUGAGUGGAUGUAGUUGUAGUCUGCAAGUUACGUUUCUACACAGAUCUGCGGGCAGUGCGCUGAGCAAUCGUAUACCGAUCUCUAUUUACGGGCGGUCGCACCCAGGCGUUCGAGGUUCACGACAUUCAUACUUAUAGACUGUUGACGG